AUGCUUCCAACAUGUACAAGAUGUCGGACUCGGCGGAUCAAGUGCGAUUCACAGCUUCCUGCCUGCGCCAAUUGCACCAAAGGCGAGUCCGAAUGCACCUUUCGAGAUGAAGCCGUGCAAGAAGAUAUCCCUCGAAGCUCGAAUUCUUCCGUCACCUCAUCGGACCAGCCUUUGCAUGUCUACGCUCCAGGGCCUGGUUCUGACUUGAAUCUUGAUCUUUCUUUUCCAUCCCUUAUUACCAUGACCACAUUUGAAACGCUACAGGUAGCCCAUGACCUUUCUGACCUGGAGAUACCUUCUGAGUUAGAAGCUACUCUCCCAAAUCCCCCACCCCUAGAGAGAUCUAUCCUGUCUCCCUUCAUAUUGCGGUCGCUGCUCGGACGAUACAAUCGCUACGUGCACUCGCAAUAUCCUAUUUUGGAGCCCGAUACUCUCAGUAAUGAUGGAGCAAAUUUCAAGAAAUUAGCCAACAACCAGAAGGUCAGGAUCCUUAUGGCCUGUGCCAUUGCUGCGGCACGCGAAGCUUGCCGGGCGCCAAUCUGGAAGGCGUACGCUCAGGUCUGUAGAGACUGGGCGAGUGAGCUGAUAUCACCAACUAUCUCCACGGAGGAUAAAGAUUCCCUGAGUAUCAUACUGCUACUUGUCGUAUAUGAAUUAGCUGAUUCAACGAGGGGCCUUAUCUGGGAGCUUCUGGAUCUAGCUACACGGACUUGCUUGCAGCUAGGCUGGCUCCACGCUCCCCAGUUCACAGAUCAGUCUUCAUCGAUCCUCAACGAGGGAUCUCAGAAACAAUUCAAGGCUCCAUCAUUAGAUCAACAACGGUUAGUGUCUGUAUUGAGAGACAUAAAUGGGUAUGUGGACCAAUUGCCAAUCCUCCCUCAAACCCUCUGCUUAAUUCUCGUUCCUCACCUCUACCGGAAUAGAUCUCUACAAUCGAUAUAUCACAGGCCCAGUAUGAUGGAUGCACUUAAAUUCACAACGAGUGACAAAGAAGAUCUUUUUUCCGCUCAUAUCCAGCUUUAUGAUCAAAUAUACGGCAGUGGUCGAAUUUACGAAACCCAGGGUUGCCCCUGUGUUGGAGAAGCUUCCACUCUGCUUGAGAAAAUAGGGACUUUCCAAGGCAACCAAGACAUAGUCAACGAAACAAUUCUGCUUUUCCUCCCAGUUUGCGUUCGCCACAAACAAUGCAUAUUCUGCUUCCAAGAGCCUGAUGGAGAUUUCACCCAAAAGACGAUGGGAGCUCUGCGACUUAGAGUUGCCAGCGCGGCGUCAAAUUUGAUAACCAGCGUGCAUUCACUCUCGAUGGGAUCGGAGGGAUUCAUCUCUCCGUUUUUAGGGAGCGCAAGGGCGUUCGUCUCCGGUUGCUGUAUAGCGACGGCGAUUGCGAAACGGUGGAUUGUCGUUGCUGACUUUUACAAAGAUAUCCUUAGGUGCACUGAGAUCCUUACACACUUUGCUCCCCACUGGAAAGGCGGAUUCAGAUAUUUGCACAUCUGGCGAAGCAUAUUGGUUCCCUUAGAGCUAUCAUGA
This is a messenger RNA of Clonostachys rhizophaga, 1530 nucleotides long. Lineage: Eukaryota; Fungi; Ascomycota; Sordariomycetes; Hypocreales; Bionectriaceae. The record is from the annotation of a GenBank genome assembly.